GCGCAAACUCCUUCGGUUCUGCCUCACCCUUAAUCGAUUAAAUCACUUUGAUUAAUCGAUUAUUAUUCAAUUUUUUUGGGUUUAAUAAACCGACCUGGCUUCGUCUUCCUCGCCACUUCUCUCAGAAAAUUAGACCGAGGCGACGAAACCCUAGGUCUUCUUCUUCUAUUUCUUCACAAAUUCCUUCAAUCUUUUCACCAAAUUUCAUCAAUUUCAAAGAGGGAAGAUGCCAAGGUGCAAGAACGCUUCCUCGGGUCAAGAAACCGUGGCAGAGGAGAAUGAGAGGCCAUGGCGUCGUGAAGGGAGCAAGUAUAUUCACAUUCAAACAGGUCUCGCCUUCAACACUGGAGCUUCAGUCGAGAGGUUCCACAACAUCUUCCUCACGAAGGAGAUCGUCUCUCCCAAGAUCGUGAGCAAGGACCUCUUCAAAUCGGCGACCUAUGCCCCGAACUUCACUCGGGACACUCAGGUGCCGGUCAAGAAGACUUGUUUCAUCACUGAAGCCAAGUUUUCCCGGAUCGUGUAUCGAGAGGAGAGCGAUGCUGCACCUAAUCUGGACCUGAUAGUCGCCGAAGAAGAAGAAGAAAGCCAAAAUGAGAAUCAAGCUGAGUCAUCUCAAGCCGGAGGAAGUCGAGCCACGGAACGCGUCAAUCGUCAACGCAAGACUCGUCCGAGAGAAGAAGCACCAGAACCUUCUUGGGUGAAGAGGAUCUUUGAUACUCUCACCUGCAUCCGAGACGACGUUCGCCAGCUCAACGAGAGGAUGACUCGUUUCGAGCAUUCCCGCUCCUACCGUGGCCCGCGUCACAGCUUCAGCGGAGGAGCUCGUCCGGCGAACUCUCUUUGAUUAUUUUCUCUUCUGUCUUAACUUUUUAUGAUACAUUGUUAUUUGCUAUUGUUGUUAUAACUCUUUUGGUGGAUGAUGAUGUUGCUAAUACGGUUCUCUUUUAGAACAUAUUGUCCCUUUGUGGCAAUUCGUGUUAGAAGUUCUCUUUUUUUAAGAAAACUCUUACAAAAUU
Cuscuta campestris is the source of this 1019-nucleotide messenger RNA. Lineage: Eukaryota; Viridiplantae; Streptophyta; Magnoliopsida; Solanales; Convolvulaceae. The record is from the annotation of a GenBank genome assembly.